ACGUGUACGUAUAUAUAUAUUUUUAUUGAAAGUACUUUUCUUGUGAGAAAAAAUAAAAAUAAAAUAAAAUAAAAAUUGUUAUGGAAUAAUAUUUUAAUGAAUAAAUUUUUUUAUUUUUUUAUUUUAUUUGUUUUGAUAAGUUGUAAUGUACAAAACCGCAGCAAGCUCCACCCCUCUUUUCAAGUGCCCAUAAAUAAAGACCAUUGGGGGACUUGGGGAAGUGUGUGCUCACAAUAUUUUUCUAAAGAGGGCCUUGUUGGUUGGGCAUUCCUUGAGAGAAACUCUUCUAACCUCAUAGUGUCAACAUGGGCUGUGAAGAUGAGCUUUUGGUAGAGAGAGUAUGCGAGAUGUAUGAGAAGAUCUCGAGGCUCGACAGUCUAAAACCAUCCAAAGAUGUCAACAUGCUCUUCACCCAACUUGUCCUCAUGUGCAUGCCACCAUCCCCAAUUGAUGUCCCCAAGCUCCACAAGAGAGUGCAGGAAACCAGGUCCAAGCUCAUCAGGCUCUGCGGAGAAGCCGAAGGACUUCUGGAGAGCCAUUUCUCAACCAUCUUAGGUUCAUAUGACAACCCACUUGACCAUCUCACUAUCUUCCCAUACUAUUCCAACUACAUCAAGCUCAGUCAGCUCGAGUUCACCAUCCUUAGUCAGCACUGCACUCAUGUCCCUAGCCGCGUCGCCUUUGUGGGCUCAGGCCCCCUUCCUUUCACAUCAAUUGUGUUGGCCUCCUUCCACCUCACCUCCACCUCUUUCCACAACUAUGACAUCGACCCUUCAGCCAAUUCAAUGGCGUCUCGCUUGGUUUCGUCUGAUCCAGACUUGUCGAAACGAAUGUUCUUCCACACCAAUGAUAUCAUGAAUGUGACGAGUGAGUUGAAAGACUACGAUGUUGUGUUCUUGGCUGCACUAGUUGGUAUGGACAAGGCUGAAAAGAUCCGAGUCAUCGAUCAUUUGGCUAACUAUAUGGAUCCGGGAGCACUUUUGAUGCUCAGGAGUGCUCAUGGCGCUCGGGCUUUUCUCUAUCCGGUAAUCGAUCCUUGUGAUCUUCAAGGGUUUGAGGUUCUCUCUGUGUUUCAUCCCGUGGAUGAGGUUAUCAAUUCCGUUGUCAUUGCACGUAAGUUUCCAAUGCCUAUGCACUCAUUUGAUCAGGGGCUUGGCUCUAUUAAUAUACUGCCAACCAAAUGCUCCGAGAUCCAAACAUUCAAUCCCCUCAAGCAACUGAACAUGAUUGAGGAAUUAACCAUUGAGGAGCAUCUCUCAUAAUUAAACCCUCCUUUCCUUUCCUUUCCUCCACUUCCCUCCCACCACCCCAAUCCUUCUUUUUACUUGAAUUUCAAGAAAUAAGAUUAACUCCUCCCCCAUGUUUCAAUUUUUUUUUUUUUUACCCUCUAGUUAAAGUAUGUAUUACUUCAUGUAUAUGGAUAUAUGGAGUGUGCACAUGUUUAUAUAUGUGCUCCUUCAGUUUUCUUCAUAUCAUGAUAAAAAUUAUAUAAUGAAUUUAAUGUUACAAGCAGGAAGUUAAGAGGACCAACGUUCAAUGUUCAAUGUUCAAUGUUCAAACUAUGCAAUUCAUUGCAGUUGCUAGCUGAUAUCAUGCCUCUUUAUCUUCUUCCUCUUUUUUCUGUUGUGUUUUUGUUCUUUUUGCAAUAUGGGAUAAAACUUGCCCACUUGCAGUGGGAAAAGAUUAGAAGAAGAAGCAGAGAAGAAAGACAAAAAACAAAAAUAGUCACAUUGAGACGACUGGUUUUUUUGGUU
This is a messenger RNA of Cornus florida, 1754 nucleotides long. RefSeq names its product nicotianamine synthase-like. NCBI's taxonomy places the organism in Eukaryota, Viridiplantae, Streptophyta, Magnoliopsida, Cornales, Cornaceae. The record is from RefSeq and is a predicted model, not a curated record. Gene Ontology annotation, biological process: nicotianamine biosynthetic process. The coding region runs from base 306 to 1262 and encodes 318 amino acids. Gene Ontology annotation, molecular function: nicotianamine synthase activity. The transcript has a single exon.